AUGUCGACUGAGCCCGCCUGCAGGCUGGUGGAACAAAAACCCACCCCACCGCCUUCUCCCACUUUGAAGGAUCCAUGGAGGAAAAUAGUCUGGGGAGACAAAGAGAGGGAUCUCCAGUAUGUGAAGGAUUAUGAGCCUGAAAACAACGACAUUAAACACAUCCGAAUCCUUCUGUGCGGACCAGUCGGAGCUGGAAAGUCCAGCUUCAUCAACUCUGUCAGCAACGUCCUACGAGACAGAAUGACUAUUCCUGCUGCAGCCAGUUCAACUACCUCUGACAAAAGUUUCACCACAAGAUAUGAAACUCAUAAAAUAAUAAAAGGAGGAGGAAAGUCAAAGACAUAUUAUCCUUUCAUCUUCAAUGACAUCAUGGGUCUGGAGAAAGGGGAUGGAGUUCGUGUUGACGACAUCAAACUGGCCCUGAAAGGACAUGUGAAGGAGGGAUACAAGUUCAACCCUGCAUCUUCACUCUCUGAUGGUGAUCCAGGCUAUAACCCUCGUCCAUCUCCAGAAGACAAAGUUCAUGUUCUGGUUUGUGUGCUUUCUGCUAAUGCGGCGGAAAUUCCAGACUCAGUUCUGAAGAAAAUGGCAGAAAUCAGAGAGUUAGCCAGUGACCUGGGGAUUCCCCAAAUGGCAAUAGGCACCCACAUUGAUUUAGCCUGUCCUGAAACUGCAAAGGAUCUCAAGAAUGUGUACAAGAGCAAACACCUGAAGAAAAAGGUAUACGACUUCAGCGCAGCAGUGGGAAUCCCAGUGAACUGCAUAUUUCCUGUGAAGAACUACAGUGAUGAAAUCGACAUCAGUGAUGAUGGCAACACUCUGAUCCUGAGUGCACUGACAAAAAUGAUCGACUUUGGAGACGACUUCAUUGCCAAAUCCAUUGAAAAAAGAUCCAGAAUGUAUGAAUGUCACAUAAUGUAAAUACAGUUCAUCUGCUGAGGGUGCAAUGAACAACAGCAUUCAAGUUCUCUUAUCAGUGCUGCAUAUUUACAAUGUCCAAAUUAUUCUGCUCAAUUCUAGAACCCCACAUGCAUCUGACAAUUUUAAACAGGUGAUGGAUGCAGGCCCAUUCUUAGGCUCGUUAAAGACUUCCACACCUUCAAAUACCAUCCCGACGUCCUAUGGUGGCUGGAAAGGAUCCUCCUCCCCCCUUAUGACACAGACAAUACACACCUCUCGGGCUGUUUCAGCUUGAUUGGAUUGAUUAGAAAAUAUAUUCUGAUUAAACCUGAGUCUAGCGUACCAAUAUAAAAAAAAAUGUUUACCCAAUCAAAUUUGUAUUAAAAAUAAAUUUAAUUGGGGGUUCUUGUGAAAACAUAAUGACUUGCAAAGUCCCACAGAUAAUUAAUGGCAGUUCUUUCAAAUAUUUUUCUCAUAGCAAACAUUUGACUUUAUCGCAAGAAAGUAUUGGUACAAGUAUUACUAAUAUCCUCCAUAUCGUUUUAACAAAAAAAAUGUAAUAGUACAAUCCAGUUGAACAUACUUCUAUAGAUGCCCUAUACUUUUAAAAGAUACAACUGCCUUGGGUCUUCAUAUUUUCAUUAAUUUCAGAAUUUGGCCACAGCUUGGUAUUUUACACAAUACAAUAAUGGGAAAAAAAUCUAUUUAAUCCAUUUAAAACACAUGUGGCAACUGUAUAAGCCUUUUCUAAUUAUCUCAACAACUACUGUAAUAUAUUCAUCAAACUUCUAGGAACAUGCUAUGCUUCAUACAGCAAUAUAACAGUAAUAAUGACUGUCACAACAUUAAAUAUUAACAUAACUUAAAUGAACAGCAAUAUGCAAAUGUUGUAUUUUAAUGCAUAAUAUGGAACACAGGUGCUGACAGUGUGACCUACUCACAUUUAAAAAUUGAGCCACUCAUCAUCGCGUUCAAUGUUAACCUCAAACUCUGCCAUUUUGUUGUUCUCUUCUUCUGUUCUCUUUACUUCUUGCUCCUACUUCACCGGUAGGCUCUUCCGGCAAUAGAUCUACAACUAAUAGUAUUUCACAAUGAGUGCUUGAACUUUCUUCAUGUGACUUUACUGGUAUCAGACCUGAUGAUACAUAAGACAAGGCAAGGCAAGGCAGCUUUAUUUGUAUAGCACAUUUCUGCAGCAGGGCAAUUCAAAGUGCUUUACAUAAAACAUUAAAGAGCAGUAAGAAACAAUAAUAAGAUCAAUCUCUGGUUUGUUGUUGUUCAGCAGAGUCAAAGCAUCAGCUGUAAUAUUUGGGUUUUUAAUCUGCUGGGUGCAUUGACUUGUGUUGUCUAGACCUUCUCUAUCUGGAAAGGGUCCCAAAAUAACUCCUGUUAAAUGUAUAAAUAAAGUUGAAUUGAAUACUGGAGCAAUUUCAAAGAUAGUUGUUCCCAUCAGUCCUAGAAACUAACCUUUAACUCCACUUACAGAGACCUGAAACAUAACAAUGUGUUGUAAUGCAGUGAUUAAUAUUUUAACCACAAGAAAUACAGCAAGUAAAUACUUGUUUAAUAAAAAUCAGUUCUUGUGCAAGUUUUAACAACUGUGAGAAAGAGAAGUGUUUGCUUCUAUAGGAACAACACUUGCUAAAGACUGACAGUGUUCUUGGCAGGAGUUUAAUUAAGAAGUUUGUAUUUAAAACAAACAGCUUUACUUGAACACACACACACACACACACACACACACACACACACACACACACACACAGACACAGAUCAGACCAGAUCAGACCCCUGAAAUAAACCCUGAUCCUGGUCUUCUGCUGCUACUCUCUCUGGUCCCCGUAUGAGGCGUGUGCUGAGGUGUGAUGGAGUUCAUUUGGUUGUUAAAUGUCAUUAAGUCUGUAAAGUGUAUCCCAGACUGACAUACCUGUGCAUAGGCACAGGAAGUGAUGGUGCUGCACCACCCCCUGGUGGCGAAGCUCUAAAACUGUGAUGAUAAUAAAAUUAUAGCUUAUAAAUAUC
Perca fluviatilis (European perch) is the source of this 2919-nucleotide messenger RNA. RefSeq names its product interferon-induced protein 44-like. Bases 1 to 921 code for a protein of 306 amino acids. Gene Ontology annotation, molecular function: GTP binding. The record is from RefSeq and is a predicted model, not a curated record. NCBI's taxonomy places the organism in Eukaryota, Metazoa, Chordata, Actinopteri, Perciformes, Percidae. The transcript has 8 exons.